AGAUAUGUGCCGCGUUCCAUUUAUAGCCCCAAGAACCUUUCUUUUCCCUUUCGUUCCCCCAUCAGUCACAACUGUCACAUGGGCUGGGCUUGUUCAGGACGACAGCCAAAACACACACACACACCCACACACACGCACGCACACGCAUUUGAACAGACAAGAGGAGGAGAAGGCGGAUCUGUGAGUAGAAACCAGGACUUCCUCGGACUAAAACGCAGUAAGUGUUUUACGUUAUUUCUUAUUUAAUGCAUUUUAUUCCCAGUAAUGCAGACUAUCCUUCAGUGCUGUUACACUUUUAAAGUGAGGGUUAAAUAUCCCGAGAGUAAAAACAAUUUUUUGUCAUGUAACAGAGCCAACUUGGAAGUGGCUGCAGUUUUUUACAGCCUGUGGUUGUGUGUCAUUACAGUAAUAGCACUCUGCUGCUGUGUCAGUACCUGCUGUUGUAAUUGACUCAAAUAAGGUUGUAAUGAUGAGUUUCGGUGCGCUCUGCUGUGUGCACAAGCUGCGAUAAUCAGACGAUCAGACAUAAGGAAAUCCACCGCUUUUACCUUCAUUUCUGCCCAUGUCCUCAUGUUACUCCCGUCAGAGAGAGGGCUGCGACACUUCCUGCCAAACGUCAUGAUUAGUUUCUAUUUCUGCAGCCUGACUAGACUGAUAGAAAACACGAUAAAAGCAGCAGAUCCAGUUUGCGUUUCCUGUACUCGAGCUGUUUUAUUUUGAAGGGGCUGUGUAUUUCACACCGUCUUGAUGAAAUGCUCAUGCGUUUAGGGCUUUAUUUUCUUUAUGUGAGGAACCCAAUGCCCAGUCAAAGCCAUCCGAUCUCACUCUCUCUUUUACUUUUUGGUUAACUAAUAUUAUGCAUAGGCUAUGUAAAUCUCUCUGGUUACAAUUUUGCAGAGGAAGCCUAGAUUCACACCUUUUACUCUGUUUGAAUUUCUUCCCUAAAAGUGAAGUCUUGAACUGCCAUGUCACCUGUAAAGUGAUCUGAGAGCACUAAGCUGAAAAAGGCUCAAAAUAGUAUAAUAAGGAAUGGGACAGCACUUUGUGACUUUCUUCAUAAACCUGACAGCAUGACCCCAUGUUCCACACCUUGGUACCAUUAGAAGUCUUUAUUUUCAGUUUCUUACCCCUUUUCACUGUCUUUGUUGUCCUGGAACUAUAAAGCAAAACAUUGCAAAAUAAAUAAAAUUAGGAGAAAAAGAGAAUCAGGAUUUAUUUGAUAUUAAAAGUCCAUUUCCAUUAAUGAGUGGAUGAAUUUUUCAACCACAAUGUGGAAAAUUGUCUUUGGCUUUACAGUAGAAUCACAAAAUUACCCAACCAUAGACUGAAUACAACUUGGUUCCGCCUUAAAAAAAAGCUCUCGGUAAUUCCGCAUUUUCUCUCCAUUUCCUGAAACCAACAUCGCGCAGUACCGUUGUACGCACUCCACCACUUGCGCAGUAGCAUUGUGUGCAUUUGGCGGGAGUCGCCGAGAGUCACUGUGAUGACGCUCGUCUCAAACAGCAUAUUCCAGGGUCUAUCAUAGAAAACAUGAACCCCCUAAUAGCUUUUAAAAAUGGAGCUUCACAGAAAAAAAGAGGACUUGAGCACAAACCAGUCUUACAAUAAUUACAUGUCAACAUCCCAAUCAGGGGUGGGGGGAAUGUAUGUAUGUGAAAUAAAUAUCUAAACUUUGUCCACAGCCCCAUAAGCUUUGCUGGCAGAGGCGUGAUUUAUGACCUAUUCUGCAGCCCGUCACCAGAGGAUGCUGUUCAAGGAGUGGCUUCACACAGUGAGGAGAUAGACGCUGUCCAUAAUAUAUACAGUCUAUGGACCCAACUCAGAAACAGAGAUAGACAUAGGCUUUCUUUUCCAGCAUUAACCUUUUAUGGUGGUACACACCGGGCUUCUGAUUCAAAGGAUGUCCAAAAGGCUCAUAUAGUCUGCCAGAGAUCCACCAUGCACUUGAUGAUCUGACAGUGUGACAGCGCUGUAAGACUUGGCUGAAUUGUACCUUAAAGUCAGCGGGGGUAUGAGUGUGGACAUCAAGACUUGGCCUGUUUUUCUAUGAUAACAACUUACAGUAAAAUCCAAAAUACAAGUCACAACAGUAUGUAAGAUGAAGUCUGUUUUAGGGGGACUGCAAGAGGGAACAUGGUUCAAACUGUGUUCCUACAUGAAGAAGCCCUAGAGAUUCAGAAAUGUACAGUUUCUGUGCAGAUGUGUAGCUCUUUCUUGUGCCACAUGAUUUUAUCACCCUGCCAGCCUCCUGCCAUCUUCAAACAAUCAAGUAUACACUAACAAGAAAACCAACAAGAUAUUAAACCAAUACAAAAUAACUUCAAGAGGGAGGGUGUGAUUGUUAGUACGAAGCUUUAUUUACAAAUGAAAUUAAGUUGAAGGCCUUGAGCGCUCUGCUGUGAAACUCUUCAAAAAAUGAAAACUAACUGCCUUAGUGUUUCCUACAAAUAUCUAUGUUAACAUUCUUGACAUCUAUUGGACAAUAUAUUACAAUUUGAUGUGACUCAACUUUAAUUUAUUUGACAAAGUUUGUUUGAGAGGAGAAAAAAACCAACAACAGCAGCAAAGUGUGAACAUUAAACCAGAAAUUACAGUAAGUUAGAACAAUAUUUGAUAACAUUUAAUAAGACUUUUAUGGCCAACUAUGAAGAGAUUUUAUAACAGAUUUGUUUUGCAGUCCAGGACAAGUCCCAGAUGACGAAAAAUCGGAAAGCUUAUAGUCAUAAUUCUGUUUGGUCAAUGGGAACAACAACAAAUUACACAAUGUCCAGGAAAUGAAGGUUACAUCUUUCAUUACUUAAGAUUAGGGGUGAGGAAAAGUAGGUGGGACAUGUGCCCAGAAUAGCUUUGUGAAUAAGAAAGGAACCAAUCUCUGUGCUGACACGCUUUUAAACUGGGUCAAUUUGCUUUUAAAUAAAAGGUGCAAAGGUGACAGACCUGAAAAUGAAAGAGUAUACUCCAAAUAGGGCCCACUUUUGUCAAAAAGAAUUCAUUUUUUGCAUAAAACAGUUAAAUUUGGUGAGAUGGCUCUGUUCUGAGAGUUCACUAAUCCCUACCCUUUCACAUGCAUAUGUAAAAUACUAAAGCCUGAGACAGGGAGAGCACACCUCCCCGAUGGAAAGCCAAGGCAGAGAGAGCAGCAACAAAGACUGCUGGGACCACAACAGAGCACUAGUGAUAAUACGUCUGACACAGGCAGAAUCAGACAGCAUAAAAAAAGAGGGUCUGGGGUGCUGGCUAUAUCAUUUUGAAUAAAACAUCCACUUUGACAUUUGCCAAUUUGAUGCAUAGAAGGUAACCAGCUGAGCUGUCAGCUAAGACCAGCUGGCUUUAGGAUCAGCAAAUGUACUGUGAGCUGAGCCUGAUUUUUGUUAACAAUCACUACACUUAAAUAAUAGUGAAAACUUUUACAGGAAAAAUUCACAGUGAGAAACAAGAUUGAGUGUAACAGAGUGAGAUUUUUGGAAGCAUGUCUGUGGGUGAAAAGAAUGGGCAAAGCGAUGCUCUGCUUCACUUGCAAGAUUGAGGAAGUGAAAAUUAUACCUCCUUGUUACAUCUAAAUUUUUGCUGAGUAACCGAUUACUCAGCCUGGUCUUGCACUAUCAUCGUCUUCCCUCUCUCUCUCUCUCUCUGUUUCCUGGUUAACUCUCCUGGAGCGUCAGCUGGGCUGAAAUCUGUUUCUCUUCCUCAGAUCAUGGAGGACUCUUCUCCACGUUCAGGUCGCUCCACGUUUGUGUGGCUGGUGGGAGCAUCACAGCUCGUGGGUUUAGCGUCUGUGGUGCUGACGGGUGUGUGGAUGGGUCACUACAGGGGGGGAUUCGCCUGGGACGGCUCACCACAGGAGUUCAACCUGCACCCUCUGUGCAUGGUGCUGGGGCUGGUUUUUCUGCAGGGCGAUGGUGAGUACACUGAGCACUGGAUUAAUCCUUAUUUACAAAGAGAAUAAACUCAGGUUUGCAAGGGUUGAAUUGAAAAAUAAGUAUCAUCAUGGCAUGAUACCUGGACCUUUUGAAUUUCAUAGUCCACACUAAAUAAAAAUUUGACCUUACAUUAAUAUAUUUUCACAUAAAGUUGAUGUAAUUGUUUUGCUUCAGAGUGUAGAGGGUUUGAGUUGUAACACCACUGGGAUCAUGCAAUUGCUGAUUAAACUGAUGCUUUUCCAUUAAGCUUGUAAAUCUGUGAAAUCCUGCAUGCAAUGUAUACAAAGAGAGGGACAUCUGCUUCCGAAUCAAUGCAAGUGUAUUUAUGGUGCAAAAAGGUGGCUAUUACAGAUAUUUAUUUUUCAAAAAUGCAACCAAAGGGUUUUAUUUAAGGCAAAGGGAACGUCAAUUGCUACUGCUUUGUCAAUAUCAACCAAGCAUCUGUAAGUCUGACGCAGCUCAGCAGUUAAUGCCAUUUUGAUAAGCACAUAAGCACAAUACAUGCCAAAUGACAAAGGGUUCAUCCAUUUGUCUUCUGGUUUGUCGUCAUGGCUACAGUAAGUGGUUUUGUGGUAAAUCUUUCUAAAUUGAGUCAAACUGUAGGCUGAAGUCGGCAGAACAUGCUGGGUGUGUGUCAGUCAGCCUGAUGGUGUGUGUUUCUGGAUCUGGAUGCACGUUUAAGCCUCAGGCUCUGCCUUCCUGACCUGUUGCAUUAAGCUAACACUGUGCAGAUACCCAUCAAUCCCCAUCCUCCACCAAGAAAGACUGGCUUUAACGAAGAGACAGGGGGAGGAAUGGUUUGAACCUUCAAACAUGUACAAUUUUAAGCUUCUUCCAGUGAUCCUGUAACCAGAAUUCUGAGCAGUUUUUGACCAAUUAAGGUACAAAACUAGGUCCUCUGUUUUUUGAAGCUGUGGUGUGAAGCGAUUGUGAUAAAUUAUCAAUUCUAUGAUCCUCUAUGGUUAAAAAAUCACAGCUUGACAACAAGAAAGUCUCUGGAGACCAUUUGUCAUUGUAAAGAAACUAGUUAGUUUUUCAUCUGCUAUCAUGAUAAAAAUCAUGUUUGAAGCUCAACUGAGGUUUCUUUUUUACAUACAUGAAAUACGAGGAAAUUCAUAUCGAUGCCUUUUCAUGGCAUCCAAAGCAAACAAGACCAUUACAAGACUGAUGAUGUAUAUAGCCUUAUUUUUGAUGCCUGUAACUGGUGUGAGGGGCUGAGUGUGAGCUGCUAAAGAAACAGCCCUGAUUUUACAAUUAUCACAUUAAAAAUAUUUGUAGUUUUAAUACAUUUGACUUUCAAAAGUCAGCAGAUUGAGAUUCUUUGUCAAAGUAACACUAUUAUUAUUACAGAAUUUCCCUUGAAGGAUCAAUAAAGUUCUUAUCUAUUUAAUCAAGCAGAGGACAAUGUAGACAAAGACUGCUUUGUCAAAGAAAACAAGGAAAACUUCAAAGUUCCUUUUUUAAGGUCUAGAAAUAUGGCAUGUAGAGUUCCAAAGACCUUCAUAAAAUGAAUCAAAUAAUCGCUGAUGUAUAAAGCAGAUUUGCUGAGAGUAAAGGAAAUCUUUGUGCAGUUUUGCAAAGCUACUUUCUCCUAAAACUGACUUAUGCUUUAAUGGGGCAAAAAGCUGCAGCUGCAAAACAUUGCAUAUGGCAUCUAGGCUCUGACAUCUUCAUUAUUUGCAGCUUCAUGGAGGAGACAGGGCUGUAUCUUAAUCUCUAAAGCCUGCAGGUGGAUUAUGGCGAGGUUGUUGGGCUGGAGAAUAAAUGCAGUGUUGUUGCAGGUGAUUGGGGGCAGUGACAGAGCGCCCAGAAAUCUUACUGAUUGUGUCAUGAAUGACACGUGUUGAGUGUGAAACCAAGGUGCCUAAGCUUACUUUAAGGCAUUGCUCUAUUCCCACCCAUACUUAAGCUGGUAAGUGUUCAGUGUUGACAGAGCAAUCAAAGCUUAGUAACUGUCAUGUCCCGUAUAAUUUGCUCUUGUUGUCAUAACUCACCACAAUAGACGUAGGAUGAACUUAAUGACCUGUUCGGUGACUGAUCUUACAAGUGUGGUAACUGACAACUGGCAACAAACUCUAGGACUAAAAUAAUUUCAGACUGAUGAAAUGAUGCAGUUUUGCAAAUGUUUUUCAGUCAGUAAAAGCUCAUAUUUGUUAAAAAUAAAAGUGAAAAGUGAAACACCAAAGCUGCCCCUAGCUAGGCUGUGUUUCAUGAGUAUAAUUGUUUUUUUUAGCUCCCUGAAUUUGUCCUAUCUAAAUCCCCCCCUCUCCAUUAAUACUGUCUGCCCACACAGCAGCCAUUCAGGGUCACAUCUGCUGUCCUACAAAUAAAGACAAAGUGAGAUCUUGCCGUUAUCCCCCCUCUGUUUCGCGCCUGCAGCCCUCUUUAUUCUAGCUAAUGAGAGUAAGCAGAUUAGCUCAACUGGUUCCCAGCGCUGUGUUUCAGAGCUAGAUUGAAUUAUGGCAAUAAAAGCAAAAGGGCAGCUGGACAUUUAAUUGGAUCUGACAAACACCUCAGAGCUGAUUCACUGUGAUUAAGUCUGCUUUUGUUGCCGUAAGCCCAGCACAUGCUGUUAUGGACGCAUUUUACAGCAAAUCUGAUAAUCAAUCAGUUCUAGCUUAGAGUAUUAAAAUUUACACCUGAUGCUGGCACAGAACCAAAUUUGAGAGCUUAUCAUUCAGCUUUGAUGUGACCAGAAAAAAAAUACAGAGUUUCUGGUCAUAAUGUGAACUUGUGAAAAGUGUUUUGUUGACCUGGCAGGAAUAUAUUUCCACGGGAUCUGAAGGAUUUUAACAAAACAUAAUCCAGAGCUUGUGUAGAGCUCAAGAUUUUGCCUCAAUAAAGGAAAAACAUCAACAAGCUUAGUUUCUGCACAAUUUGAUGUUUAUGUUUUGUAGACCUUUGUACAACAUUUAUUUCUGAACUUUAAAAAUGUAAAAAUUAAAGGUGGUCACAUUACAUAAUGUCAGAUUCAAGUAUAACAGUUGCUCUUGACUCUUUAUUCCCCUUCUCUCUCUCUCUCUCUCUCUACAGCCAUCCUGGUUUACAGGAUAUUUCGUAGUGAGUCGAAGAGGAACGUAAAGAUGCUUCACGGUAUCAUUCACUUCCUGGCUCUAGUUAUCAGCAUCGUAGGUGAGAAAGAGUGAAAAAAUGUGAAUACAUCAGUCUGAGUGUUAAAUUUUACACCUAACCUGAUUCUUUGUGUAUUUUUGUGCACGUGUCUUCAGGUUUUGUAGCUGUAUUUGACUUCCACAGAGCAGCAAAAAUCCCCGACAUGUAUUCUCUACACAGCUGGUGUGGCAUGGCGACAAUGAUCUUAUUCUGCGUGCAGGUACACAAUCAGACACACUAGAUCUACACUUUUACUGCUCAGAUGCAAAGUGCAUUAAAGCACUAACAGCAAUUCUUGUCCCCUCAUUUUAUCUAGUGGGUGAUGGGCUUGGUGUUCUUCCUGUUUCCUGUGGCGUCGUCAUGGAUACGAGCCUUGUACCUCCCCAUCCAUGUGUUCUGUGGUCUGGUUCUGCUGGUCAUGGCUGUAGGGACCAGCCUGCUGGGCAUCACAGAGAAACUGCUCUUUUCCAUCAUGUACGCCCAUCUAAGUGUUCAUCUAUAUCUGUCUAUGGAUUUGUUACAUAAGUUUAAAAUCACAGAUAUGUUGGAAAAGAUGAAAUGUUAAAUAACAAUUGGUUAAUCUUGCCUACCCUGGACAUGCUGUCAGAUGAAGAUUGCCACCACAGGAACAUAUGUAAAGGCUCAUGCAUCCAAUUGAAGGAACCAUAUGACAAUAGCAGAGGAACGACUUGUCCAAUUUAGCUUGAUUAAUGUUAAGUUACCGAAAGAAGCUAAAUUAAGAUCAUUUACUGUCAUCUUGUCUUUAAUGCUGCGUUCAAGUUACCUCAGAAGUCAGAUUCCCAAGCUGGGAAAGACGUCACAUCCGAGUUACCAGCGUUUCAGUUACCAAGUUGGAAAAAAAGCAAAAUCAGAGGCAGAAACAAGAUGGCUACAUCUAAGAAAAGUGAUGCUAAAAUAACUUAAAAUAACUAAAAUAACAAGCGCUAAAAUAACUUUCGUAGAUGUAGCCAUGUUGUUUGCACCUCCAAUUUUGCUUUUUCCCAACUUGGUAACUGAAACACUGGUAACUUGGGUGUGACGUCAUUCCCAGCUCAUACAUUUGACUUCCGGGGUAACUUGAACGCAGCAUUAUUUCUACGUGUGGCAUUUGACAUGAAAGAAAUAAUGAAAUUUUAGCUUUUCCUGACUGAUCUUUCUUGCAGUGGUUUUUCUCAUACUGUACCUGAUUUAUAUCUCUCCGUGCCCAGGCCGACCUACUCUAAGUUUGUCCCAGAGGGGGUCCUCGCUAACACCUUGGGGAUCCUACUCGUUGUUUUCGGAGUGCUGUUGGGCUACCUGAUCACCAGGGAGGAGUACAGACGUCCACCAAACCCAGAGGAAGAAGCUCUAUCGGUCCACUUCAAGACCUUGACUGAGGGGGGGUCACCCAGCACACCAUGACCAUCCCAAAAACAUCUGCCAGCUCUAGCUCGUAUUUAAACAAGCCGUGUCUUAUUAUUAGAUUACCUGUGCUAAUGGUCUCCUCUUAAACCCACUAAAACGUUUUGGGUCAGGAGAGGACUCAGUAGAAGAGGAGUUAUCAAAAUUAAGGACCCAUGUUAAGUUCGAUUUUUUUAAAAGAUAAUUGUCACCAACACUAUGCCACUACUGGCUAAAAGUUUACAGUGUAACCCUUUCAACAAAAUAUAUAAAUGAGGUCUUAGUGUCUGUUGCCAACCUGUUAAUCGUGGAGGAACUACAUCUGCCUCCCUCAAUUAUUUUGGCCUUUCACUGCAGUUUUUUUCACUAUCCUUUUUGAUCGGGUAUUUCUGAACACGCAGAGGCAGCUCAAAUGCUGAUAUAAUGUUGCACGACUGUUAUCAAGUUUACAGGUGGUCAAAUGUAGAUAUUCCAUCAACACUUCCUGAGUGAUCAACUGGAUGAAAAAAACAAAACAAUUGUCAAAAUACAGGUACAUUUUUGCACGAGUACAAGACAAGCUAUUAGUUAGCAUCUAAGAUCUAAGAUGUUAGCAUUUAAACGCUUGCAAAUACUAAUUUCUUAUCAAAUAUCGUUAACCAGAAAUUACACUAUGAUUCGUUCAUGAUACAUGAAACUAGAAGAAUUCCAAAAGCUAGCAUCAUCAACACCUAGAAUUUAAGCUAAUAUUGUUGUUAGCUAAGAAAAGUUUGUGUGCCGUCAUCAGCUGUUUUCUUAUUUUGGAAAUAGCCAAAUGUCAAAUAUUUCACUUUGAAUUUACCCAGAUGUACCUGUUCCAUCGUUUUAGCAAAUAUUGGGCUUUAAACCUAAAUUUGGCCAAAUUUUUACCCUUUCACUUUCCUGUUUUAGUAAUAAGAGGUAGCUGGAGGUAGCCUGAUUCAACAAAAGAGCCAUGACUAGCUUCCAGUAACAUACACCGUCACUUGUUUGUAUGCUAACUUUAGCUGUUUUCUAAUUAUACAAAAUGUUAGAUAUUUGGAUUUCAGAUUGGCCUCACUCUUCUCUGUGUUUUUGCUUUUCAAUUUGCCUUUUUAAGUGUAUCUGAUUAGAUUAAAAAAAGCCAUAAGUUAACGUUGCUCAUGGUUAGCUGAAGGUAAUUGUAGCAAUGGUAGCUGUAUGCUAGCAUUUGCUAUACUGUGAUUUUAACAGAUGUGUAUCAAAUAUAACAUUCUAGUGUAAACAUUAACUUGUUGUUGCUCCAGACGUUAUCAUGUUAUGAAAAAUCCACUACAUCUGUUAACAUUAGCAUCACUACUCAAUAUCAGCAUUUGAGCUUCCAAACCUGAUCAUGAUGGCUUCACUGUAAGUGGAUACUGACCCAUUUAUUUAAUCAGAAUCGCAUAUUUUCUGCUGCUAUGUAUAUAGGUACUAUUGCUAUUUAUGUUGAGCACCUUUAACGUUAUGCUGUUGUGUUUUAUUUUAAAUGCGCGAAAGUUGGAUGUAGAUGCUAGGUUUGAGUAUCUGUUAAUGUAAGGUGGUAUCCUUCAACACAUUAUAUCACUGCAUCUUGUUUGGAGCCAACCCAGACAAGAUUGUAAUUUUUCACACUAAAGCUCGAUCAUUGAGUAAAACUCUAAAUCCUGAGAUAUAUCCAAAUUGACACUUUUGAAGCAGAAAAACGUGGUAGGUUUUGAAAAACAGGACCUUUCACUGUUUCACAAAAAGCUAAACUGUAUUUGAAACUGUGUCAUGGAUUCAUCUGAGGAAAAUUAAUCAUUCUUAAAUGAACCUGCUUAAUGGUCUAAGUCAUUAAGAGACUCCUCCAAGAACUUUUAGCUUUGCUGAAAUAAUUUACAGCGUACAACAUGUUAAAUUUUAAAAUACUACCUAUAAUUGCACUCUAAAAAACAGUCUGCCUUUAUGUCCGGGUUACCGCAGUCUACCUUAAAAACUGAGUGACCUUCAGUUUUUCACUCUGUCGUGCUUUUUUAAAUGUAUCUCAUUCGUCCAGUUAAGUAAUAAUUUAUAUUUAAAUGAUCUGUUAUGAAGGAAAAUGUUCACAUCGUUCUGCUGUAUUUCAAGAGUUUUAUUGAUCGUUGCAUUUUUAAGUGAAGCUAUUCAUGUUCUUGAAUGUGUCAAACCAAAUAGAAACAUGUAGACACUGUUUAUUUGCUGGACUAUUUCCUGGAGUCAGUGCUGUUGCCAAAUACAAAGCUUUUACUGGAAAAUGUCAUCACUGGCUGUUUGUUUUUGUCAGAUUUGUCUUUGUCUUUAUCUUUGUAAAACUUGAAAUAAACAACACUGUGGCAAAUGCUUUCA
Messenger RNA from Xyrichtys novacula (pearly razorfish), 10730 nucleotides. The record is from the annotation of a GenBank genome assembly. Lineage: Eukaryota; Metazoa; Chordata; Actinopteri; Labriformes; Labridae.